CCGCCCAUCACACUACGGGAACAACGGGAGGACACAUUUCACCGUGAACAGCCAACAUGGCUUCGCUCUGUGUCAGUGUGUGUCAGCUGCGUUGUUUUGUAAGGACCGCCAGGUGUGUGUACGGGCCAUGGACGAAGACGACAUUUGGCUCACAGAGAAGUUAUGCCACGGAGGGAGACAGCAGAAUCCCCAAAAUUUAUACAAAAACUGGAGACAAAGGGUUCUCAAGCACAUUCACAGGAGAGAGGAGGCCAAAGGAAGAUCACAUUUUUGAAGCAUUAGGAAAUACAGAUGAACUGUCCUCAGCUAUAGGCCUGGCAAGGGAGUUCUGCCUCGACAAAGGCCACACAUUUACCGAACAGCUUGACAAGAUACAAUGUGUUUUACAAGAUGUGGGCUCCAACAUUGCCACCCCCCGGUCAUCUGCAAGAGAAAGUCACAGAAAGAGGACCAAAUUUACAUCUCAGCCUGUUGCAGACCUGGAGAGCUGGAUUGAUAAAUUCACAGAGGAGCUCCCCCCACUGACUAACUUCAUAUUACCGUCUGGAGGGAAGAGCAGUGCUGCUUUGCAUACAGCUCGGACAAUUUGUCGCAGAGCAGAGCGCAGUGUUGCUCCUAUUGUGCGCUCUGGAGAAGCAGAUCCAGAUGUCGCCAAAUAUUUGAACAGACUGAGCGACUACCUGUUCACUGUGGCCAGAUAUGCAGCCAUGAAAGAGGGCAAAGAAGAGAAAAUCUACAAAAGACCUGAAUAACCACCAGACUAUUGUGCCAGGAUGAAAACAGGAACCUCUGUCUAUUAAUGUGGAAAUUAUUUAUAAGCUGCAUUUGCUUUGUAAAUAUAGAACAAUAACUCUGCAGGUCCAAAUAGAAAAUGUUUUUUAAUUAUUCAUGAAGGUUCUCUCGGAGAACAAUGUGAUAAUGUGGUUACAGUGUGUGUAACAUUCAGUAAAUACAUUUAUACAUCAAAAA
This is a messenger RNA of Myripristis murdjan (pinecone soldierfish), 969 nucleotides long. It is a transcript of the gene mmab, whose product is annotated as metabolism of cobalamin associated B. Bases 57 to 752 code for a protein of 231 amino acids. Lineage: Eukaryota; Metazoa; Chordata; Actinopteri; Holocentriformes; Holocentridae. Gene Ontology annotation, molecular function: corrinoid adenosyltransferase activity. The record is from RefSeq and is a predicted model, not a curated record. The transcript is spliced from 9 exons.